AUGGAACUCUGCCCAACAGAUUUUGUUAUAGAAGAAAAUCUUUAUGACAGCGAUGUGGUCCCACAACUACAAGAUGAAAAUCUACCAGUAGAGGAACCAGCUGUACAGCAAAUUAUUACAGUGGCAAAUGUGCAUAGCGAAGAGUCACAACGUGUAGCUAGAUGGUUGGAAGAGACGGACGAAGAGGAGGAGAAUGAUUUAGAGGACCUGCCGAGUAGCGAAGAUGAAGAAGAUUGUUGUUUAGAAGAAAGACACGAUUCUGAGUCGGAGCAAGAAAGCGAUGUAGGGGAACAGAUAAUCCCAGAUACUCCAUCUGCAUUGCAGCCGUUAUCAGAGUCAAGCUCAGACGAGGAUGUUCCAUUGGCCAAUUUAAGGAUUUACAAAUCUAAGUCAGAAAGAGAUGCUAUAAAACGAAGAUUUUAUGAAAAAUUUAAUAUACCAGCUGUUUUGGGUUGCAUUGAUGGUACACAUAUAAGUAUUGUUAGACCCACAGAAAAUGAGGAGAGGUUUUUCAACAGAAAACAUUUUCAUUCAAGAAAUGUUUUAAUUAUAUGUGAUGCUGAUUUAAAUAUACUGUCAGUAGAUGCUUCUUUUGGCGGAGCCUCUCAUGAUAGUUUUAUAUGGAACCAGCAUCCAGUUAAAAACCAUAUCAUUUCGUUGCUUAGUUCAGGAGAAAAUGUGUAUUUAUUAGGUGACUCAGGGUAUGCUCAAAGGGAGUAUAUGAUGACUCCCAUACUGAAUGCUGACGUGGACUCUCCUGAAGGAUAUUAUAAUAAGUUGCAUUGCUCAGCUCGUAACACUGUAGAGCGAGCAAUAGGUGUAUUAAAAAAUAGAUGGCGAUGUUUGCUGGGCCAUCGGGUGUUGCAUUAUCACCCUAACACAGCAGGAAAAAUAAUGAUCGUGUUGAUGAUGUAG
Parnassius apollo (apollo) is the source of this 915-nucleotide messenger RNA. Lineage: Eukaryota; Metazoa; Arthropoda; Insecta; Lepidoptera; Papilionidae. The record is from the annotation of a GenBank genome assembly.